AUGCGUCAAGGAGCCUCCGUUUUAUCAUCAUGGAGGUGCCCGCUGCCUGAAAUUGGACGAUCGCGUCAAGAGCAACACCUCCUCCAGAAACUCAGCAACUUAAAGAAACAAGUCAAUCAGACCGAGAAGAUCAUUGAGAUGAGGAAAUGCGAGAAAGACAUGGACAUUAGGAGAGAAGAAACCCAUUUGGAAAUGUUGCGCGAUGAGGCGACUGGCUUAGAAACGGCUAAAAAGCGACGCGAGUUGCAGCACAAAGGCUCUUAUCUCGUGAAGGAACUUGUCAAGCAAAAGAAAGCCAAAAAACCAUCUGAGAAAGUAGAUGAAGUUAGUGAAGGUGCAAGGCAUUUCCUCGAAAUCGGCAAAAGCUCAGCCGUUAUAUUGGAGAAAUAUCACAAGCUGCGGAUGAGAGCGGAAAAUGACAAGAAACAGCUAAGGCCACACAUUCUCGGAGCCAAGCACCUAAACAAGAUUCUGAGAUCAAAGGAGCCAAAGGAAGAGAAAAAGCCUUUGCGAUUGCGAGGAAAAUCCAAAAAGGCCGCUGCACCGAUACGACCCAAACGAGUCAAAAAGGCGAACGUUACUUUUGAUGCUGUUGAGAAUGCAGCCAAAGCCCUUGAAGAGUCCAAUCGUCAGCGGCGCGCCGAAGAAGCAACUGCGGAGGAAAAUGACGAGGAAAUGAAGGAAGAAAAUGAGAAGAAUGAAAAGAAAAACGAGGAACAACGCCAGUCGGAUGGUUGUAUACGGACGCCAUUCAUCACACGAAGUGGACGUACCGUUAUGCUGCCCGAGAAGAAGACGAGAGCAAAGCGAGAACAUAAAGCAGCCCCGGCUCCAAAACAACGCAAAGACACAAUCCACGGUCGUAAAGUCGAAUCAGUGAAGAUCACUCAAGCAAACAUGGUGCCAGGAAAAGUGAAAGAAGUCGCUCGUCAAUUGAAAAACUCCGUCACAACAAAGUUGCCAUCUACCCGAGAAAUGCUUGCCCAGGAAUUAGCAAUAUCGGAUAGUGAAGAUGAAGACAGUAAGGUGCAACUCGAAGCGAUCACAAAUUCGAUUUUGGGCGUCAAAGCAAAAGGAAGGCCAAGAAACCAAGAAAGGCCGCCC
Mesorhabditis belari is the source of this 1104-nucleotide messenger RNA. The record is from the annotation of a GenBank genome assembly. Lineage: Eukaryota; Metazoa; Nematoda; Chromadorea; Rhabditida; Rhabditidae.